UAAACAGAAGAGUCGCAACUGGGCGGGUUUUAUCGUGAAAACCUGGCAACCCUGGAGAGCUCGCGGAGCGCAGACGCAGCACACAGUCCGCCGGAAUAAUGCGCUUCUAAUGCUGGGCCGCGGUCCGAAGCAAGGCCAUCCUCAGCGCGCAACGCUCACCGAACCCCGGCCGGUACCGAGCUGGUUGAAAACAGCAGCGCGCUACGGAGAGAGAGAGAGACACUGCCCAGCGCUCACAGCCAUGAGAGAAUACAAAGUGGUCGUGCUGGGAUCCGGCGGCGUGGGGAAAUCUGCGCUGACCGUGCAGUUCGUCACCGGAUCCUUCAUCGAGAAGUACGACCCGACGAUAGAGGACUUCUACCGCAAGGAGAUCGAGGUGGACUCGUCGCCGUCGGUGCUGGAGAUCCUGGACACGGCGGGCACCGAGCAGUUCGCCUCCAUGCGCGACCUGUACAUCAAGAACGGCCAGGGCUUCAUCCUCGUCUACAGUCUGGUCAACCAGAGACAG
This is a messenger RNA of Sinocyclocheilus grahami, 508 nucleotides long. RefSeq names its product ras-related protein Rap-2b-like. The annotation marks the transcript as partial. Gene Ontology annotation, cellular component: membrane. The transcript has a single exon. Gene Ontology annotation, biological process: signal transduction. Lineage: Eukaryota; Metazoa; Chordata; Actinopteri; Cypriniformes; Cyprinidae. The record is from RefSeq and is a predicted model, not a curated record. Gene Ontology annotation, molecular function: GTP binding; GTPase activity.